AUGGCUAAACACUACUUCAAGCUCAAAUUCCCUCGGGUUAUUCCUCUAAUCCAAUUCUGUCGUCCCAAACACCAUGCCACUUUACCGGCAAUUUACCGGCUGUCUCCCGUCAACUCCAAAGCCUUGGACAUCGGCUACCCCAACCUCCUCCCAUCCCCACCACCGUCCACACCCGAACACCCCUCCAUCAAGCGCCGCGAGUCAACCAAUAUGAGGACCAAAUCCUCCCGCAUCGGCUGCGGAUCAUGCAGGUCCAGGUCAUGCACGCGAUAUAUCUCUGACUGCAACGUCGAGAUCAAAUCAUCUGCAGAUUACGAGCGCAACAACAAUUAUAUGUCCCCGAUUUCGGAGACCGAGAAGUACUACAAAAAGAAACGCAAGGAGAAGAAGAAGAGAGCCAAAGCGAAAGCCGAGCUUCCUUUUAUAACUACUUCUUCGGGAAACUACGGUAACUGGUUCAGCGGCGAAUUCGAAGGAGACGAAGAAAACAACGAAGAAAGCGAAACUCCAGUUUACUCUUCCAGAAGCUUCUCGAACGAAUUCUCACUAGUGUUAGAGAGUAUAGCAGAGAAAAUGUCAGACAAACAGAACAGCCUGCAAAAGAAGAAGAACAAGAAAACUAAUAAUGUUGAUUAUAAUAGCAGCAACACAAAGAAGGUUCGGAGAGCCAAUUCGGAUUCGGAUUUGAAGAAAUUGACGAGUGGUGAGAUUGGGAGGAUAAAGACGCUGUUGCGGCCGAUGAGGGCGUGCAGGGGAAAAGCAGGGAAGGUGAGAGAGAGCAUGGCGGUGGUGAAGAAGUCGGAGGAUCCGUACGAGGACUUUAAGAGGUCGAUGAUGGAGAUGAUCAUGGAGAAGCAGAUUUUCGAGGCUAAAGAGUUGGAGGAGCUUCUUCACUGUUUCUUGACUUUGAACUCCCGCCACUAUCAGAGGGUUAUUGUGGAGGCCUUUUCUGAGAUUUGGGAGCUCUUGUUUUCUGAUCCUUCAGACCAAUUGGGAAAGUUGAAGACUGAAUAUAAAUAUAUAUAA
Molecule: messenger RNA, 1026 nt
Organism: Prunus armeniaca (apricot)
Lineage: Eukaryota; Viridiplantae; Streptophyta; Magnoliopsida; Rosales; Rosaceae
Source: the annotation of a GenBank genome assembly